Messenger RNA from Rosa rugosa (rugosa rose), 1123 nucleotides. Its product is annotated as aquaporin TIP2-1. The record is from RefSeq and is a predicted model, not a curated record. Bases 129 to 878 code for a protein of 249 amino acids. The transcript has 3 exons. Gene Ontology annotation, biological process: water transport; transmembrane transport. NCBI's taxonomy places the organism in Eukaryota, Viridiplantae, Streptophyta, Magnoliopsida, Rosales, Rosaceae. Gene Ontology annotation, cellular component: membrane. Gene Ontology annotation, molecular function: water channel activity.
CUAUACUUGCUACUACUAUAUAUACAUGACCUAGAUAAGGCAUACGUGCUAUCUGAACCUUUUUGCAUCCUUAUCUCUUCUUCUCCUCAAUUUCUUCAAGAGAGUUCCAACAGUUGUUAUUCUCCGAGAUGGCAAGAAUAGCAUUUGGAAGGUUUAAUGAUUCUUUCAGUUUGGGGUCCUUUAAGGCCUACGUUGCUGAGUUCAUCUCAACCUUGCUCUUCGUUUUUGCAGGAGUUGGUUCAGCCAUAGCUUACAACAAGUUGACAUCCAAUGCUGCUCUUGAUCCUGCUGGACUCGUAGCCAUUGCCAUCUGCCAUGGCUUUGCUCUCUUUGUUGCAGUUUCAGUUGCUGCCAACAUCUCUGGGGGCCAUGUGAACCCAGCUGUCACAUUCGGAUUGGCUCUUGGUGGCCAAAUCACUAUCCUCACUGGCAUCUUCUACUGGAUUGCCCAGCUUCUUGGUGCCAUUGUUGCAUGCUUCAUCCUCAAGUUCGUCACCGGAGGCUUGACAAUUCCUAUCCACACUGUGGCUGCUGGAGUUGGAGCCAUUGAAGGAGUUGUGUUUGAGAUCAUCAUUACUUUUGCUUUGGUUUACACCGUCUAUGCAACAGCAGCUGACCCCAAGAAGGGAGACGUAGGCACAAUUGCUCCCAUUGCCAUUGGUUUCAUUGUUGGGGCCAACAUCUUGGCUGCAGGACCCUUCUCCGGCGGGUCAAUGAACCCUGCCCGAUCAUUUGGACCCGCCGUUGUCAGCGGAGACUUCACCGACAACUGGAUCUACUGGGUUGGACCCCUCAUUGGUGGUGGUCUUGCUGGCCUUAUCUAUGGCAAUGUAUUCAUUCACUCUGAGCACCAACCCUUAGCCAGUACUGAAUAUUGAUUUGAUUGAGCUAGAGUUGAGAUUGUUGGAUGAUCGAGUGCCUAGCCUAGCUAGUUGGCUUUGUAAUAAAAGGAGGAAGAGCAAAAUUUUUUGGUUUUGCUUCCUUUUGUUUUCAAAUUUUCAUUUGUUUAUUUUCUCUGCUUUGAACCUCCAUUUCCUUUGUGCUGUUGUACAGCCCAUUUGUAGGUCACUUUUUCUAUGUGAAAUGAAAAUGAAUGAAGUUGCUGGUGAAAAUGCAAUUAAUA